AUGAAGGCACUGCCUUUAGCGAUUUCCGCACUUGCGGUUAAGGGAUCGCAUCUGCGGUCUCUCUUCUGCGAGAGAACGUCCGCAUCUGCGGAGUUGGGCUGGGCUAGCUGGGACCGCUUAUGCGGUCUGGGGGCCACUCCUGCGUCAAGGUACAUUGUCACUGAAGAUUUUGCUGCGCUGUGCACGUCAAAACCUUCAAAAACUCCGUUAGCUUUGCCGGGAAAAUCAUCCCCAACGUCAUCUCCGGUGAAUUUCCGGAUGUGUGCUACUUUACGCCGUAUGCGCAUCAAUUACAAGGUGGGUCAUUUUACCCUGUUUCCAACAUCCUUGCACACUUCACAACUGCUAGUUUUACACUUCCUCACACCACCACACAAAGUCCUAAACCCUAAAGUUACCAGCUUUUCUACUGAAAGCUCAUAUUGCAGUUCAAAUUCAUUAAAUUCUGAAAAUGGAUUUGAUUUUCUUGAACAGUUUUCCCCUUUUAAGAAUUUAGCAAACUCUUCUACUUACACUGUCAUUACCUCAAAUGAGAGGCGUAAAAUUGUUGUGGGGUUAUCAAGAAUGAUAAAAAAUGAAAAAGGUUACAUUUUGGAAGCAUUUUCAAGAGAUUUUUGCCCAUCUUUUUUGGUAAAAAUUAUGAAGUUGAUUGGUAAUAGGGAAGUUGCAUUUGCAUUCUUUAAGUAUGUUUUUCAAGAUUAUUCUGAGAGUACAGUGAAGUCAUGUUGUAUUAGUGCGCAUUUAUUGGCUGCUGGACAGUUGAGGCUAUUGGCACAGGAUAUGAUAUCUUGGAUCAUUAGGAGGAUUGGAAAAUGUAGGAGUGACGAGAUUGUGGAGUUCAUGUGGAGGGAGCAUUAUAAGUAUGAGUGUGACUUUUCGGUUCUUGAUUCAUUAAUGCGGGCUUUUUUAACCGCAGAAAUGGUUUCGGCUGCAUUAGAUAUUUUGAGUAAGAUGAGAGACUGUGGGUUGUGGCCGAGUUCUUCAGCUAUCGGCAUCUUAUUUAAGUUGUUGCUUAGGAUUGGUGAUUAUGGUAGUGUCUGGAAGUUAUUUCGGGAUAUGUUGCAUAAAGGGCCUCAUCCUACUAACAAUCUCUUUAAUGUAAUGAUUCUUGGAUAUUGUAGAAAAGGCAGUCUUCGAACGGGAGAGAGUUUAUGUCAUCUCAUGAGGAAGUUUGGAUGUGAGCCAGAUGUUUUUACAUAUAAUAUUUUGAUCAAUGCAUACUGUAUUAGAGGAUGGACUUCAGAUGCAUUGCACUGGGUGCAUAUGAUGAUUGAUCAUGGAUGUAAUCCAAGUAUCUCUACCUUUAGUACGGUAAUUAAUGCCUUAUGCAAAGAAGGCAACAUGAUGGAAGCCAGAAAAGUGUUUGAUGGAAUGCAAGAGGUGGGUGUCUUUCCUAGCACCAUCACAUAUAAUGCUUUGAUGGAUGGCUACGUUAAAGCACGGGAAAUUUAUCAAGCAAAUAUGCUAUAUGAAGAAAUGAAAAAGAAGGGUGUAGUUCCAGAUGCUAUAACUCUUAACAUUUUGGUGGCAGGUCACUAUAAGUAUGGUAGGGAAGAGGAUGGCGACCGAUUAUUAUGGGACCUAACAGUGACAGGACUUUUUCCAGAUUGUUUAUUCUCUGAUGUAUCAAUUGCAGGAUUGUGUUGGGCAGGAAGGUUGAACGAGGCUGUAACAUUGUUGGAUAGUAUGCUUGAGAAGGGGAUACCUGUUAGUGUAAUAGCUUUUAAUUCCAUUAUUGCUGCUUACAGCAAAGAAGGGUUAGAAGAAAAAGCAUUUGAAGUCUAUAAUAUUAUGGUUCAGUUUGGUCAGACUCCUUCAGCUUCCACGUGUGCUUCCCUUCUCAUGGGUUUGGCAACGACAGGGAGGCUGCAAGAAGCGAGAAAUUUAAUGGCUAAGAUGAUUGCAAUGUCCUUCCCUGUUAAUAGAACUGCUUUCACUGUGCUUCUGGAUGGGUAUUUUAAGAAAGGGGAUGUAAUAGGAGCUAGAAUAUUGUGGGAAGAAAUGGAAAUGAUGGGAAUCGCUCCUGAUUCUGUUGCUUUUUCUGCAUUGAUAGAUGGGCUUGCUAAAGCAGGAUCUGUUGAAGAUGCGUAUGGUGCCUUUUUCCAGAUGACUAGGAAAGGGCUUGUGCCAAAUAAUUUUGUUUAUAAUUCGCUAAUUACUGGUUUCUGUAAUAGCGGAAAACUGAAUGAAGCUCAGAAACUAGAGAGGGACAUGAGGGAUAGGGGUCUUCUCCCGGAUGUCUUUACAAUUAAUACCAUCAUCAAUGGUUUCUGCAAACAGGGAAGAAUGAGAUUAGCUGUUGACAGUUUUGUGGAAAUGCAACGAAAUGGUAUACAACCUGAUAUUGUUACAUAUAACACCUUGAUCAACGGAUUCUGCAAAGCAUUCGACAUGGUCAAUGCGGAUAACUUUAUGACAAGAAUGUAUGCCAGUGGAUGGGAACCUGAUAUCACAACCUACAAUAUAAAGCUUCAUGGUUUCUGUAGUAGUAGGAGGAUAAAUCGAGCAGUUAUGAUGUUGGAUGAGCUUGUAUCUGCUGGAGUGGUGCCAAAUACCGUUACAUAUAACACUAUGAUGAAUAGUGCUUGCAAUGACAUAUUGGACCGUGCAAUGAUUUUGGCAGCAAAGUUGCUUAAGAUGGCAUUCAUCCCAAACACAGUUACAGCUAACUUACUACUUUCUCACCUAUGGAAGCAGGGACUACCUCAGCGGGCGUUGAUGUGGGGGCAGAAGUUGCGCGAAAUUGGUUUUGAGUUUGAUGAAAUAACAUAUAAAAUUUUGGACAAUGCUUCUCACUAUAUACAAGAAAACACAGAAUGUUGUACAGAAACAACAGGAAAGAGUCUCUUUCUAGACUUCCUCAUGUACAUUACCUAUGACUACAUACGUAGAAGUAAGGCUUAUAAUGAUGAAAAUGACAGCUCUUACGAACUAGUUGAGGAUGGUCCUUGUGGGUCCUUCAAGUUAGUCAACAAGGCAAUUGUAUAGCCAAUUUGAUGAAAGAGCAAGAAACUAAAUGAUUACCAGCAUAGAAAUUUUUCUCGAUCAAUUUAUGAAAGGUGAAGGGGAACUUUUCAGCAACGGUAAAGUUGUUUCCGUGUAACCUAUAGGUUGUUCAAGCCGUGGAAUCAGCUACUGAUGCUUGAAUCAGGGUGGCUGCUUACAUCACAACCCCUUGGGGUGCGGCCCUUCCCUUGACCCUGCGUGAGUGUGUGAUGUUUUGUGCACCAAACUGCCCUUUUUUAAUUUACGAAAGGUAAACAAGCUUGGAAAGGACAACAGAAGAACCUACUGAAAGAACCAAUGUGGCUUUAGUAAGUUUAUCAGAUUCUAAAGAAGCUUGAUCAUUUAGAACCGAUGAUGCUUCCCAAUAUUGGAAUUGGAAACCACAUCAUGAAGCUGCAGUUUCUAUGGCAAUUUGCAAGAUUUGUGAACAAUGUUUGGAAUAUCAAACUGGGGCUAGCGGACAGCUUGACAAAGAUGGUGUUACGACUCCUCUAUCACCCCUCUGUGCACCUGUGGGAGAAGAGACUUAGAUGCUGCUCAAUGUCCGGUAUUUGAAUGAUGUUUCCUUGAGUUGAUAAUGAAGGUAAUGGAAAGAUAAAUUAUUCCUAUAGCUGGCGAGGGAUGUGCCUAAAGAUUUGUUCCUGAAAAGAACUGCUAUGGUGAAUGAUAAAAGAUCAAGUGCUCGGUUAUGGGAAACAUCGUGACAAAGGUUUUUUUCCAGCUGCUGAAUUGAAGUUUCGCAGACCUGGCCCAAAUAGAGCGAAAUGGAUGAUGAGGAUUCAUAUGCCGACCUCAACUAGCUAGACCUUUGUUGUUGCUGUUGUUAUUGAUUUUUUGCAAACCCGCCAACGCUGAUGGAUCUAGAUGCACAAAAGGCGUUGUCCAAACUACUGGUGAUCAGUGUCAUACUAUGUUGCGCGGACUCUCCGAAACACUGCCGCACGUAUCGGAUUCUCCAAAAAUACACUGCUUUUGGAGAACUCGAUACGUACCCGACGACAUGUUCGGAGUAUCCGAGCAACAUAGGUGCCAUAUGGUCGUUUGACCUUGGAGACUGUUGGAAUGGCUGCACAAGGUUCUUGUGCCGUAUAUAGUAUAAUGGCUAUGCAGAAUAUAGAACAUGUUCUGGAUCUUUGAGAAGCUAGAAAACUUACAGCCUAGUAGUAUCAAUCGGAUCGGUUUCGAUUCCCCUUCCCGGAUCCUUCCUUUUGAUAGAAGAAAAAAAGAGUGGUGUAAUUUGAUCAACAAAUAUACAAUGUUAGAAGUAUUUUCUUCCUUC
Messenger RNA from Nicotiana tabacum (common tobacco), 4285 nucleotides. RefSeq lists its product as uncharacterized. Gene Ontology annotation, molecular function: mRNA binding; protein binding. The record is from RefSeq and is a predicted model, not a curated record. NCBI's taxonomy places the organism in Eukaryota, Viridiplantae, Streptophyta, Magnoliopsida, Solanales, Solanaceae.